Messenger RNA from Papilio polytes (common Mormon), 1143 nucleotides. Its product is annotated as dnaJ homolog subfamily B member 13-like. Gene Ontology annotation, molecular function: protein-folding chaperone binding. The record is from RefSeq and is a predicted model, not a curated record. The transcript has a single exon. Lineage: Eukaryota; Metazoa; Arthropoda; Insecta; Lepidoptera; Papilionidae. The coding region runs from base 72 to 1082 and encodes 336 amino acids. Gene Ontology annotation, cellular component: cytosol.
CAUCUGACAGAUCUGUCAAAAUGCUAUAAAUCAUUUGACUUUUCGUGUAUAUUUAUUGUGAAAUAAUAAAAAUGGGUUUCGAUUAUUACGGUAUAUUAGGCGUGAAGCGAUCUUGCAAGCAGCACGAAAUAAAAGCCGCGUAUCGACGUUUAGCUCUCAAAUAUAAUCCAGAAAGAUACUGCGAUGACGAAAACAUGAAAAAAAUAUUCGCUUUAAUAGCCGAAGCUUAUGAUGUUUUAGUAAAUCAUAAGAGACGAGCCAUUUACGAUCAAUAUGGCGAAGAAGGUUUAAAGAGAGGAGUCCCCGGUCCGACUGAUUACAUACAUCCUUAUUCCUACCACGGCGACCCUCUAAGAACCUUCCACGAAUUCUUCGGUACUUCCAACCCUUACGCCGAUCUCCUAGAUUACUACGAGAAACCACUACCUAUAUUCGAGUCACCCCUUGGUAGGGGAUACAAGGAAAAAGAUCCUACAAUAAUCCGACCUCUCUCUCUAUCACUUGAAGAAAUAUACAAAGGUGGUUUAAAGAAGAUGAAAAUUCAACGCCUGGUGUUCACAAACGAAACAUGUUCUGAACUGAAAUUGAAAGAAAAAGUCCUUUCUAUACCAAUCAGACCUGGUAUGUAUCCUCAUACUGAGAUUAAAUUUAAAGAAGAAGGCGAUCAAGGACCUACUAGGAUACCAGCAGAUGUGAUAUUCCUCACAGAAGAUCGUCCACACGAGACGUACAUACGAUCAGGGUUGAGUGAUUUAUUGACAGUUCGAACUAUAUCAUUGAAGGAGGCUUUAUGCGGGAUUACAUUUACGUUACUGACGUUGGAUUCACGGGUUUUACGUAUUAAAAUAACGGAUGUCAUCACUCCGACGUUUGAAAAGAUUAUAGAAGACGAAGGUCUACCUCUACCCGCUUGUCCGACCAGAGCCAGAGGUAACUUAAUAAUACGUUUUAAAAUCACGUAUCCUGAUUAUCUAUCGAAGAGAAGUAAAAAGGCGUUUGAAGAAGCUUUCAAAAUUAAAGAGGAAGAUGAUGGGAAAUUCGAGAAAAUGGAAUGUGGUGACUUUAAUGCUAACAUGGCGUAAAUAUCUGAUUCAUUUUGAUUUGUGUUCUGUUUAUUCAUGAUAUUAGAUGUUGUUUACAUUA